AUGGCUGAAUCUACUGAUGGAAGGGAUCUAGAAACGCAACUCAAAAAGGUUGCUUUAGCGUCUGCAUGUACGCUUACGGGGCCAACACCAUUUGAAACUCCGGAGCGAGGUCAUGGUUCGUUUGAUGUGACUAGCUGCUCGUUUGGCUCCCUAACUCGUCAUAUAGUGCUAACAUUACUUGUUUGUUAAAUAGAUGACGUCUCCGAACGUUUAGAAGACAAAGUAAGAAGAGUCAGACAAGAUGGCAGCGUAUACAAAUGGGAUGUAAGAGAAGACGAAGCAGGUACACAAUGACCUAAUAAUCGUUUUUAUUCAAGUUGUUUCACUCUUGUCAUUUCUCCAGUCGAAAACUGAAACAAUAUCUAUCUAGUUUCAUUUUCCUACCACCGAACAAUCCUUAUAGAAAGGUGCUGCUCGAUGUGCCCAGUACUUUUACUUGGAUUUGCACUAUAAAAAUUUCGUCGAUAGACACAAUACAAACUGUGGUUGUUAAUAAAUGUGAAUGCACUGCGUUUCAGGACCGUUUCAGCUCAGUUAAUGAGUUCCUUAUUGUACAGAGACCUAUGUAAAUCAACAGACAUUUUGUUAGUGUCGCUUUAUUAAUCUUAAAAACCAUUUGCAUACGUAUUGGCAAUAAAGUAGAGAAGGGCAUGCGUUAUGUCAGUAUUUCUCUUUUGAAAGUCUCUCUACUUUCUGUAGCGGGUGAUUUUUUGACGAAGAAUAAAACCAUAUGUUAUAGUUGAAAACGAAUAGAUAUUUCGUUAUUUAACUUUCGACACUGGAAUCUGAUCUAUCUUAUUUGCUUUCAGGCAAGACAUAGCCAAGAAUAGAGGUCCUGUCUGGAUGAAGGGACAUGUGCUAUUAUCAAAGAAAGAUCCUUGACCUGUCACAAACCAGCUUGUGAUCAAAGAAGAUUACUUUUCAUUCGUAGAGUGGUCAUUCAGGCGAGAUCGCGUUGCAGUUCAGAAAUAUUUUAUUUUAUCUAGCCCUAAACCCUUUUAAGGUUUCAAGGUGUAGUUAUCAUUCGCCUUUUAAGAAGAUAAGAAAAACCGUCAAUACCAUAUGAUAGUACAUCAUUAUAACUUUGUUUUGAAUGAACAAGAUGCCGUAAUUUAUCCACAGACUUAAAGGCUCAAUCAACCUUUUACAGCGUAGCAAAUAAGAAUGUACUGCUUAGUGUAGCUUCAAUUUGAGUGCUAAUGGUCAGUUUUAUAGCUUUAUUCACAGUCAAAUUAUUAUUAUUAUAAUCACAAGAUACAGUAAAGCGAAACAUUCCUUUCCUUUCGCUUGAAUUGCCAAGAAUUUGUAUCAAUAAGUUGAAAAAUAAGAACCUUAUUUCUGUUACGUAGAAUAAUAUUGAUAAUGCCUUGACACGAAAUGAAUUCCUGCAUUUGAAGUGACUUCAAAGUCCAAUUAGAUUAUACACUAGAAAAGUCAAGAUAACGUAGAAUGUUUCACUGUUAUUACAUGUAAACAAACGACUUCUUUGGGCUAGCUUUACAGUCGCUUAGCUUGUAAUCAGUUGAACCAGAGAAAGGGAUAAGCGUUUAAAAGGAUAAAAUUAACUUUAAAGGCUGAUUAAGUCUCGUGAAAAAAACACAAACAAUUUGUUAAGAAAUAAAUUGACAAUUUUAUUUUAUGUUGUUUGUUUUAUGUUGCUUUUUGUUUUCAAAUUCCUUAACGAAACGUCUUCUAGGCUAAGGCUUUAAUCAACGAAUCUGUGAUUGAAAUGAUAUAUGUAUUAUCACACGGCUAGAAAGUGUCUGUAAACACUUUACUUUCGAAGCUUGCAAACAUCGGCACCUUGUUCGUAAACAAAAGCCUGUUAUAUACUGCGAUGGCUUGUAAGAAAUGAUCCUAAAUUGGCCUCACAAAACAAUGAGAUGAAAGUUUUAGAUGUUCGGUGUGAUUAUAAAACGUGUGUGAAUAAAUGGAAACUCCAUGUAUGCUCAAAACAAACUUAAAUUAUAUUGUUGCACCGGGGCUUUUCCCUUUCGUAGGCCUCUUUAUCAACGUCAGCUCCACUUGGAUAAUGUUUUCAUUACAGAAAUAGAGUGGAAAUUAGAAAUUCUAGCAGCCGAUAACUCAAGAAGGGCUUAAAAUCAAGAAAAUGACAUUUUACGGCAGGCGUCAUUUCCUGUUCCGCGUGGAGUCUGGACCUACUCUCGCUUUCGUUAUUUGAGUUCGGAUUUGUUUUUCCUUACGAAAAAAAAAUUCCAGGUUUUUGGCAUUAAUAUCAAAUUCUUUGAUUUUUCAUGAUUACUCUUACAGCUCGCCAAAAAGAUGUAAUUAAAGUAUAAUUGCCUUCCGAGAAAUUUCUCCGAUUCCUGGAACUGCGAGAGACCGAUUAAGUCACGCAACGCUGCACGUAUGUAUAAAUAUGCGCUUGUUUUAUUACAGCAAACUUUCUUUGUUUACAUAUAAAACCAUUUGUGUAUUUAGAAAGAAAUAUUAGCCUCUACAUCUAUGGGUAAAGUUUAACGACUUAGACGGCUAAAGGAGAAAACAGAAAUGGAUGGAGAUAUUUUUAAGAGCUUUAUUUUUACUGCCACAACAGCGAAGACGAUAAACCAUAGUUUCGUCACGUAAUCUUAAGCCCCAUCUGGCCCUUCUGUCAUGAAAUGCGACGUGUUUUAGCAAUUGUCUGUAACUGAAAUGUCUCGUUAUACGAACAAAGGAGGUGUUUAAGUUAUAUUUGAGGGGAAAAUAGAUAAAUCUGGCUAAGUAACAGCUGAUGUAUUUCAAUAAUUCGAUAUUUGGUCGGGUGGGUGUGGGGUGCAGUGUGGGUCUUCUUCUCCCUGUGAUGGACUUUAUAGGAAUGCUCCACCCAUUAGGGGUACCUUUUCUCCAGGGGUGUGCAUUCCCUUGCAUGGCCUAUAUCGGGAUGUGCCACCGGACAGGGUAUGGUUUUUUACCCCUCUGUCCUUAAUAUAAUUUUCCUGCGAGGAUCUGUCCUAAACAGGGUAAUAAUUUUUUGUGAGUCGGUCCUUGUUACAAAAAGGAUUAAAUUUGUUUGUACUCCAAGUAAACAAAACCAAUGACUAUAACAUGAAUUUGCUUUAUUGCAAUUGCCAAAUUAUAUGAGUGGCUUAAAAACAAGAUGGCCUGCAAUUUGUCAUUUGUCCUAAACAGGGCAAUAAAAUUGAGGGUGUUGUCCUAAAAAGGGUGUGUAUUUUAGAUUGUUUUGUCCUAAACAAGGUCAGGGUUUCAAACCUCAGCAGUUCACCUAUACCCAAAUAUUAGUCGAGUACCCCCCUCUCCCCUGCCCUUUGUUUUUACUGCAUCCACUUGUUUCAUCAGAAUAAUUUUUUUUAGUCAAGAGUAAUGUAUGGGUUUUGCUAGGGGGUACUCAAUAGAGUUUUAUAAUGAGAGGCUCUGCCCUUAGGUCCAACCCCUUUACAAUUAUUCCCAUUUUUUCAACAGAAAAGAUACCCUUUUAGUAGUAUACCUUUUAUUAACAAUGUACCCCCUUCACAUAUCUAGUUAAGAACUUUGCACCUCUUUUAACGGCUGUGAAUUCACCAACUUUUAAAUAUGAAUAGAUCACAAAAAAAUGUUUUCCUCAACUUUCUCAGAGCCAUAAACGUAUCUGUUAGCCUUUUCCGGCCUUUUUACAGGCAAAUUUGACAGCUUUCCCCACCCUUUCAUAUACUUCAACUGGCGACAUCCUUACUCUUUCAUAUAACUGAAGCCUUGGGGCAGAGCCUCCCCAUAUAGACCAUUAUAGAGAACCCCUCCCCCUAACCUUGGGGAAAUUGGACCUUUGUUUAAAGAAUAUAAUCCCCCUACCUCAUCCCCCUCCCCCAUGUUAUUUUUAGAUUACUUUAAAUUUUUGGUUGUUAAAGUUGUGGAGGGCUGCAUGGUAUUAUUGGUUUUCAAAGGGCUUGAUCUUUGCACUAUACCACCAGAACACCCUACUGUUACUAAGCAAACCGACACAUAAAAACAAAAGUUCCUUGGCAUUUUUAUUUACCAAGACAAAGUUAAGGUCAAUAAAAACCAGACCUGUCAACCUGAAAAUAUGGAAAGCCUAGAGGAGCUGGCUUAAAAAUGUGGAGAUUACCUUAAAAACCUCUGGUUCCUGGAAGGCCAAUUAGCACUAAUCAGGGAUUCAAGUUCCACUUUUUGUAUUUACCUUCCUAUCUAUGUACGUUGCUUAUAGAGUAACAUUUUGUGUUAUCAUUUCUUUUUUCGAAGUAAAGCGGGCACAACGGUAUUUUGUAACCUAGAGUUACACUUUCGUAUACAAGAAGAACCUUGCUUAAAAUUUGGCUUAAUCCUGGGUUAAAUUUAAUCAUCUUUCGAGGAACCGGGCCUGGGAGAUUUCUCAUAAUCAUAAGGAAGUGAAUAUUACUUUCGUCCAUGGCCUAAAAAAAGGUUUUUAAAAUAGAGGAAAAUGUUGUUAGUGUAAAUAUUCUUUUAUCUAUAAAGGAUACAUGUAUAGUUAUGACCAUAUUUGGUAUACACCGAAUACAUGAAGGUUUUCUCAGUUUAUUUGCCAUUUUAAAGUACCGUGUAUGUAUUUUAGAAUUCAUACUGAACAAAGAAGAUAAUUUUCUGAAUGUCAGCAAAUUUUGAUAUUUUUAAAAUUAAUUCCAUUAUUAUUAUUAUUAUUAUUAUUAUUGUUAUUAUUUAAAUCAAAUACUGACCAUGUCAGUUGCCUCGAAAUCUUCGCAACUCACAGUGAGACCAGGGGAUUCACCUCAAGACUGGGGGAUUCCCCCAGCAGGACUGGGGGCUUCGCAGGUCAGAAAAAUGCAAAUAAAAACGAGGCCAAUAUUCUUGACCAAACAAGCUAAAAAAAGACUCGCCAAUUGGCCAAAAAGAGAACUGUUUCUUGUGCAACCAAGGCAGCCCUGGAAAUCCCAAGUGGCUAAUGGACCCAUUUUGCCUGUCGGAUAGCCAAUUAGAAACACAUGAUUCGCUUUAGCCCACUUGGGAAUUUGGCCAUUACAAUAAUACUGUACCCUAACACAUAGGUUACCUAUAUUUAACCAAACUUUCAUGACAUGAUUUGUUUAUAUGUAUAUAAUCAUACACACCUUUAAUUGGUAAAUACAUUAAAAAUUUUUUAACCUAUGACAUGUUCUUUGAUACAGUUUUAUAUAAGAACAUAAACAAGCGAACUAUUCAAUAACACAAAACCUGUGCCAACUCUUUUAGUGAAAAUAUAACUUGGAAAGUUUCACUCUAAGAGAAGCAGUCCCUUAGGUAUAACAAGCAUGCUGGUGGGGGAAGAGGGGGGGGGCAGUGAAACCCCUCAGGAAAGAGACAGGGAUGCUUGUAAAAAAAAUUAGAAUGAAACCCCUGAAGAAGACCAAUCUAGGCAUGGCUUAGGCUGUAUUAAUUUUGACCCCUUAAAGGGACCAAACUGGGCAUAGCUCAGGCUGUAUUUGACUCAUAAAAGAGACCAAUCUGGGCAUAGCUCAGGCUAUAUUUGACCCCUAAGGGAGACUAAUCUGGUUGUGUCAUUUGUUUCUUGCAGAAGUACUCUAGAAGUAGUACUGAUCAUUUUCUGGAAAAGAGAAUUUUCUGAGCCAGACUUCCAGCCAGCAAAGGAGUCACAGAAUAUGUCUUAACUGGAAUGAAUAAUAAUAAAAGAGCAAUAUCAUAGAUCAGGGGAGACAUUCAUUAUAGAUGUGACAUGGAUUGGCUUGUUGGAAAAUUAGAAUUUAACUCCUUGUUAUAACGAGACCAAUGUGAACAUGGCUAAGGCUCUAUUUUGACCCCUAAAGGAGAUCAUACUCCAACACAGGGUGAUGGCAUUUUUUUCUACAGACAUAUUAUUUUCCUUUUUUACACACAUUCACUCACUCAUUUCUCUAUGGGUAAAAAUCCUGAACACACCAAAUUGAUACCAAAAAAAGAAAUUUCUACCCCUAAGCUAGACAAAAAGUAUCCUUAAUCACUUUUGUGUGGGAGUCCACCCCCCACCACUCCCCAGGUAUGCCCUUAGGGUGGUGGUCACAAGUUGGUUAUAUUAUGCUAUAGAAUACUCUCCUUCUUUAAUAGUACAAAGAUUUUGCAGUCGUACUUAACAGUGAUUCUUCAAGUCUUGAAUUUCAAGUCUAGUCAAUAGCAUGCAUUUAUCGGAAAAACAAUCCCCUUAGAUACUGUUUAUGGCAAUCUCAAAGAUAUAGAAUUGCCAUGCUCCAUAUAAAACCAGCUCUCCCUGCCCCCACCUCCUUCCGAGGCAGCGUGCAAAGAAAGGUGUGUCCGAUAGCCCAGGGCUAGUGGAGUUUGAUAUCGGGCUAGUGAUUUUUGUGCAGUUAACUUGCCCGAUGGGCAAGUGCAGUUUUUUGAGGAAAUUCAAAUUACAAAAGGAUUGUAAUCAAUCCUGCUAAUCUAAAAGGGUUUUGGGGCUAGUUGAAAUGACUUGUGGGCUAGUACAUGCUAGCUACAGCUUGCCUGAAUGGCAGGCUGCAAAACUGACUUUCUUUACGCCCUGCCAGGAGAUAAAAAUUAAUAUUGUCCUUUACAGUGAAUUACAGGCAAACCCCAUUAAUAUAGACACAGAAUUUUAGAUUUUUACUGAUUUAGUUGGGAGGUGCCCUGCAUGGGACUCCAGGUCCCGUUUUCACCUUACCUUUUGGUCUUUUUUCUGUUGUUGUUGUUGUUACUGUACUGUAACUUUAUUUAGAGUGACUCAGACCAAUAAAGUUGAUAAAACAAAACAGAAGGAGCCAUAGAAAGUAUCUGUAUUCAUAGGGUGUUCGUCUUAAGUGGUUCAUACUAUUGAAGCAGAAAAAGAACGCCUUUUAUCAGCUUUUAUUAGAACAAAAUAUUAAAGAAAUUAAUAAAAAAUGACAUUAGUAUCAUCAAAUUUAGCAUCUCUAACCUUCACAAAGCUAUCGUUCCAUGGAGUAAAAUUAAUGCAAGGAAACAGUAAAAAAUCAGUCAUCUAUAUUACUUAGUGAAAAACGGUCUCUGUGUAAUUUGUUUGAUUCCAAAAUAGUCUGCAAUUGACGUCUACAAAUCAUCUUAUCUGAUGUAAUGUAGCAUUGAGGACCUCGACAAGCUGUCAAGUUUUUUUCCCUGUAGAAAGGAAAGGUCUAUAUUUAGAGCACACAGUGGAUAAUGAAGUGUCCACAUUAGUGAGGUUGACUUUUCUAUGAGAAUCCAUUGAUUGGGCAAAAAACAAUUUAAGUCUCCAUUUAAAGCGGGUUGAAUAUAGAGAAAAUGUAAGGGGUUUCCUCAGGGACAAAGAAAAUUGUCCAUUUAACAAGGUGUCUGUAUUAAGCAGGUGUCUAAGAAGCGCGGCUCAACUGUACCUUUUACUAAUCUAUUGUGUGUGAGCCACACUGUAAGUUCCAGACGAAGUUUUUUUAUUUCUCUCUUGGUUUUAUGGCUUGAUCAAGCUUGAAGCUCAGAGGAAUAGUUUCCCCCUGGGAGGGGGGUACUUUAGGAAUUUCUGGGUGGGGAUGUGCCGCUGGGACCCUGGAACCUUUAACCUAUACCAGAGCUAGUUCAGCUGAAUUUUGCUACCCUGUACUAGAGUAAACUCCCCAAAUCCUCCCUAUCCUAAAGUAACUGUUUUCCAGAAACUACUGAGGUCACUAGCACAGUCUAGCCAAAACAAAACCUUAUACCACAAUCCCUAGUUUAGAUAAAAUCUUCAACCAACUGAUCAGUUUCCUGAAAAAUGAUACCCUAUUCUAGACCCAAAUGCUCUGAUUUAUAUACCCUAUCCUAGAGUAAACUGCUUGAAAACCAUACCCUUCACAGCAGCACAUACCUAUAUAGCCCAUAUAUGGCAGUACCCCGGGUAGUUUCCUAACAUAUGCAUAGGUUUCUUCAUCCUCACCUCCACGAUAUAGCAACUAAUUUUGACCAGGCAUUGUAAAUUUAAUUAAAAACUCAGACAGACUUCUUAUACCUUUUAUGGGUAAAUUUUAUGCAUCGGUAGAUCUUUGUAAUUUGUGAGGGGAACUGGUUUUUUAUCUAAUUUUUUUCAUUAAAAAUUACAUUGCAUUGUUCUAACAAAAACCAGUUUCUCUUAUUAUCCCUUCCCUAUUGCAACCAAUUAAUAAUAAAAAGUUAAGCACACAAAAUCUGUAGCAAGGCUACUGGUAAACAAAGACGCCUCUAGACAUUUGACUGUAAUCAUUGUGAUGAGAACCUUGUAGCCCUUAGCUCUCUGGGGAACAUAGGGUUAAUAUAACAGCUUCUCAAGCACAUACGAAAGAGAGAGAAUGAAGCCACAGGGAGGAGAAGGCUUCCAGUGAAUUACAAACCCUAUGAAAAGUUCUGCAACUCAAUAAAGCACUCAGUCAAAAUAAACAAACAACAAGAGGGCGUAAUAAGGGGGGGACAAAGCCUUGUAGCAGGUAAUUAGCGACUUCGAGUUAUGUGCAAAAAAUAACACAAACCUCACCUAUCGCUUCACUACCGUGGUAGGGCAAAAGUGUUGGCAAAGCCUUUUUUGUCUUCCUAGCGCAGCACUGGCUGGAUCGGACAAGAUGAAGGCAAAGAGGUAAGAUGGCAGGACACAAGCGAUGCCAAAAGCUUGGAGGAAGUCGCUUCGCAGACUUAACUACGCCACAGCGAAUGACCCGAAAUGUUUAUUGAUAUAUUACAAAGGAGAUGCCUCCAAAGGGAGGAGGGGGGUUUUUCGAAAACUGUCUCCUAUCACUCAAAGGUAAAGGCGCACACGAGCCAAAGGCCCACGCGGCCGCAGCUUAUUUCCGGUUUCCGUAGCACGAAGCAAUCGAAGGAGUAUUGCUACUCCCCCCUGGACGGGAUGCUAGUCCAUCGCAGGGUUACCCCCCAGUAGUAUGUCGCCUGUAGCCUUUUAUACACCUGGAUGAAGAGCGAAAAAGUGGAGUAAAGUUCCUUGUCUAAGGAAACAACGCGACGGGCGAGGCUAGAACCCCGGACCUCCAGAUUCAGAGUUCGAGGUGUUAACCGCUCGGCCACACAUGCCUCCUACUAUCAUGCAAGCUGACUGAGUCAUGACUAGGUGUGGCAAGCCACAGAAUUUAACAGUACUAAAGACAGUGUCUCCAAGCUGAAGCAAUAAAUAUAGAUGUACUGUAAGCUACCUAGACUUACGGCGAUAAACUACUAGCCAAGACGAUAAGCCUUUAAAGCGACGACCAAUCCAUGCAGUGCUAAAUUUUUUUGUAGACAGGCAUGCAAUAGAUUACGAUACUUCUAGCCAUGAAAGGCUUCUGUUUAUAGCUAAAAGAAUAGAGUUCGUUUACAGAAUGAAUCACAAUACUACAAAAUACAAUCGACCUUUAGUAUCUGGUAGUCUUACUCGGCCUACUCCCUUAACUGCAUUUACCACGUAGGAAAUGUCUUACAAAAACAACAACAACCACAACUUAGUUACAAAUAAUUUUUUUUUUGAACUUUUCUUCCCUUCUCUAGUUCUAGCUGAAAGUUUUCCCCUCCAACCUAAUGAAAUGUACUCCAACGGGGGCUCCUGACUCAAAACAUUAUUUUAAAGGCUCGAGGGACAAAGAGGCUCUGGUGACUGGUGAGUCUAAAGUGAUCACUUUGGCAUCAUUGAAAUUCUGGUUAAACGUGAAAAUGCGGUCCAUCUUGUGCAUGUUUUUAUUUCUUUUGGGUUUUUGUUUCAACGAAUUUUUUUACGGACAUUUCUCAUGCAUGAUUUUAUUUGUUUUUUCCCCCACAUCACUUUUCUAAUGAUCCGUCCCUUAUCAUGAAUGAGAAUUGCCAUUUGUUUUCAGUUUCUUUGUUUUCAGUUUCAAACCUGAGUUGAAUCAAUUUCACAUCAAAAAUGGCCAAGUAAGUUUCUUUAAUGUUCAAAACUGAGAGAUGCUGUAGUUAUUUUUAGUGCUGGAUGCGCAUUGGUCAGUUUAGCUGGCAGCCACACUCCCCCUCAAUUUAACAAGUGGCGCGGUCACUAAUUGACCUCUCAAGACAUGUGGAAAGUCGAUGUAAUCGACAGUUUAUAACCCAUGAUCGAGAAAAUUUUAGGCGUUAUAGCCUUAUCUCUCGGGAAAAAAGCGACUGUUUAUGCUGUCGGAAGGGUGAGUACCAUCUAUCCUUAUUUUAAACAGUCUUAUGAUCAUUGCUUCCCCCGAUUCGUCGUGAAGUGUCGCGUGCACCUCACCUUGAUCGAUACGGUUGCUGAAUUCACCAUUUGAUAUAUUUCCCGUUUGCUAAAAAAACACAAAACCUUGUGUCAUUAGGUAGUUUAACAAUUACUUAAAGAAAUGGCUGAGUGUUUUUGUCUUUGCGGAGUAUUAAAUGAAAGGGGUUAAAAGGUUACUUUCAUUUUUGGAAGGAAUUUUAUAAUUGUGGUGAUGUAAUACUGGCUAUUUUUUACAGAGGCUAUAAGUUAAGCUUAUGUGUAUAAAUACUGAGGUUUAGUUCUAAUAUUCAUUUUAUACUGGUAGAUGCCAUUGGGGUUUUUUUUCAGCGGCUGGGAAUACAAUUUUUUAUCUGA
This is a messenger RNA of Porites lobata, 10417 nucleotides long. Lineage: Eukaryota; Metazoa; Cnidaria; Anthozoa; Scleractinia; Poritidae. The record is from the annotation of a GenBank genome assembly.